Messenger RNA from Urocitellus parryii (Arctic ground squirrel), 1782 nucleotides. The record is from RefSeq and is a predicted model, not a curated record. NCBI's taxonomy places the organism in Eukaryota, Metazoa, Chordata, Mammalia, Rodentia, Sciuridae.
AUGUUGAUCAUAGUGUCUGCAAGAGCUUCCCAGUGUGGAGUGAGUGAUGUGCAGAAGACGACUCAGAUGGACGAUAAAAAGCCAAGGAAACCGAGUUUGACUUCCUUCCCAAUUUUGAAAGCAAAAAAGAAGCAAAAUUUCACCUCUGUGAAGGUUGAAAAUAAGCCUUUGGCUCAAGUCCAGAAGCCACCCUCCAAGAUCAAGAACCUCAAAAUGACCCGACUUUUGCAUAAGGGUACAAACACCAACAUUACUUCACUCCCUUUUAUGGAUACCAAGGAGAAGAAGAAUGUGAUCAACCUCCCACACAUCAGCAACAAAAUUCUGCUGAAGCCAGAAGCCCUAAAGAAUUUUAAGAGUAAGCUGUCUCCUUAUGAGCAAAGUGAAAUCCUGGGCUACACAGAGCUAUGGUUCCUGGGGCUUGAUGCUGAGAAACUCAAUGUGGCUCCAGAGAAAUUCAGCAAGACAAGUUUUGAUGAUGAACAUGGCUCCUAUCUGAAGGUCCUGCAUGACCACAUUGCCUACCGCUACGAGGUUCUGGAGAUGAUUGGAAAAGGGUCCUUUGGACAGGUGGCCAAGUGCUUGGAUCACAAAAACAAUGAGUUGGUGGCCCUGAAAAUCAUCAGGAACAAAAAGAGAUUUCACCACCAGGCCCUGGUGGAGCUGAGGAUCCUGGAAGCCCUCAGAAGGAAGGAUAAAGACAACAAGUACAAUGUGGUACACAUGAAGGACUUUUUCUACUUCCGCAAUCACCUCUGCAUCACCUUUGAACUUUUGGGAAUCAACUUGUAUGAGUUGAUGAAGAGUAAUAGCUUUCAAGGUUUUAGUCUAUCGGUAGUUCGGCGCUUCACCCUCUCUGUCUUGAAGUGCUUGCAAAUGCUUUACGUAGAGAAAAUCAUCCACUGUGAUCUCAAGCCUGAAAAUAUAGUGCUAUACCAAAAGGGCCAAAUCGCAGUUAAAGUUAUUGACUUUGGGUCCAGUUGUUAUGAGCACCAGAAAGUGUACACCUAUAUCCAAAGCCGGUUCUACCGAUCCCCUGAAGUGAUUCUGGGUCACCCCUACAAUAUGGCCAUUGAUAUGUGGAGCCUGGGCUGCAUCUUGGCAGAGCUGUACACGGGUUACCCUCUGUUCCCGGGGGAGAAUGAGGUGGAGCAGCUGGCCUGCAUCAUGGAGGUGCUGGGUCUGCCGCCAGCCCACUUCAUUCAGAYGGCCUCCAGGAGACAGACGUUCUUUGAUUCCAAAGGUUUUCCUAAAACUAUAACCAACAACAGGGGGAAAAAAAGAUACCCGGAUUCCAAGGAUCUCACGAUGGUGCUGAAAACCUAUGACACCAGCUUCCUGGACUUUCUCAGAAGGUGUUUGGUAUGGGAACCUUCUCUUCGUAUGACCCCUGAUCAGGCCCUCAAGCAUGCUUGGAUUCAUGAGCCACGGAACCUCAAACCACGGCCCAGGCCCCAGGCCCUGAGGAAACCCAAUGUCUCUCUUCCUUCUGAGAUAAGCAAGAACAAGGUUCAAGAGUAUCAUCACUCAACCCAAACAGAUGAGACCACCAAAGAGACUGCAGACAAAAUAAAAGAUGAUGCCACUAAGAAUGUUCAGAAUUCAGCUGAUCAGCAGGGCUCUGUCCAGCACACUAUUGAGACUGUCCAGCUGCCUCCUCUAGUAGAGGAUCCCAGAAAGCCAGAGGCUGUUACUGAACCAGAGGUGGCCAAACCCUCCACAGAACAAAGUGGCCCAAGCUCCUCCUCUAGUAAUACAAACAUUUUACCACGUAUUGUAUGA